UUGAACGGAGUUUUGAAACCAGGAUGUAGACAUGGGAACAACACAAGUGUCACAACAAUUGAAAGCAUCCUCACGAUGACCCUUGAAUUGGAAAAACUGAUCUUACCUAGCCGUAUGGCCUGCUGCCUCUGCCAAUUUAAAAAUAUUAUUGAGGUUGUCUGUAAGACAUUCAAGCUACGUUGUGACAGUGAAUGCCUGACAGAUGUCACACGUUGUGUCUUCUCACAGUUUUGCGUUCUGUAUUCGGUUCGAGUCUUCCCAAACGCAGCAGUGGGUGGUCUUGGGUUCUAUGCCAUCAUCAAGUUUUAUUCAGCAAUGGAUGCCCACAGAGCCCAAAAGGCGUGCAACCAGAAGCAGCUGUUUCACACAUCUCCAGAGAAGGUUCGUCUCGGCACCAGAGAGAAGGCGGUUCAUCAUAAUACGCUUGCCCUAAACAGCUUCAGAUGUCAAGAAUUGGCAAAUUAA
Messenger RNA from Delphinapterus leucas (beluga whale), 465 nucleotides. Lineage: Eukaryota; Metazoa; Chordata; Mammalia; Artiodactyla; Monodontidae. The record is from RefSeq and is a predicted model, not a curated record.